AAAUAACAUGCGCAAAAUCCGAUACUACUCAGCAUCAGCAUGACAACCGGUGCGUAUACAAAUGGAUCGGCAACUCGAGAUUAGUCUGAGCGUAGCAUAUAUAAAAGCACGAACCGUACAAUACAGAAAGUUCGCUCGUAUCAUAACACACCCCUCGCAGCUGUGAUUGUCAACCUUGCCGUUUAAAUUUACUGCCACACGUAUGGCGUGGUGGUCCAGGACUAGUAUGGACUUCCUCUUCAUCCCGUUGCCCACACACAUAUUUCGUCAUACUAAUCAACAACACAUUACACAGAUAUUUCGUUUCGUUUUUGGACUUUCGGAUGCAACAGUUGGACCCACAAUCUUCGCAAUGGGCAACUCCCUCACAGAUCUCGUAAGAAACUUAAACGUAGCUGUAAGUCUCUUUCCUCUACUCCCACCUUCCUAUCACCUGACCCCUAGCCUUCAGGUCUCUACCUAAAGCAUGGGCUACUCCACGUGCUUCGAUGGGCCUGUGGUCGAAUUCCAAGACUACGGCAUUGGUAUCUCUGGCUCCUACGCAAUUUUGAACGCCGGAGGCCAGCCGCAUGCGUGUCAUGGAUGACGCGCGUAUACGCUUGGAGUUUUGAUUCUGAUAGACGAUUCUUGGGACUUGGCUAUAUUCAAGACGAUU
Messenger RNA from Suillus clintonianus, 655 nucleotides. RefSeq lists its product as uncharacterized. The record is from RefSeq and is a predicted model, not a curated record. Lineage: Eukaryota; Fungi; Basidiomycota; Agaricomycetes; Boletales; Suillaceae. The coding region runs from base 203 to 463 and encodes 86 amino acids. The transcript has 2 exons.